Aspergillus ibericus CBS 121593 is the source of this 1250-nucleotide messenger RNA. RefSeq names its product thioredoxin-like protein. The record is from RefSeq and is a predicted model, not a curated record. Gene Ontology annotation, cellular component: mitochondrion. Gene Ontology annotation, biological process: glutathione metabolic process; L-phenylalanine catabolic process. The transcript has a single exon. Gene Ontology annotation, molecular function: glutathione transferase activity; maleylacetoacetate isomerase activity. The coding region runs from base 129 to 824 and encodes 231 amino acids. NCBI's taxonomy places the organism in Eukaryota, Fungi, Ascomycota, Eurotiomycetes, Eurotiales, Aspergillaceae.
CUAGUUUUGAAUGUUCCCUUCCCAUAGCUAUUCUCUUCCCCACACCAUCGGCCUGCUGUGCUGUAUUCUCAAAGUUACCCAUACCAUCUCCGAUCUAUUGCACAAAGUCAACAGCUUGAUCUAAGGCUAUGAAGAGCCAAGAUACCUUCGAGCUGUACACCUAUUGGUGCUCAUCAUGCUGCCAGCGGAUCAUAAUCGCUGCUCACCUCAAGGGCAUCCCGCUCCAAUUCAAGUACCUCGAUAUGGGUACAAGAGCACACCACGAUCAGAAGUACAAGGAUGAGCUGAAUCCAAGUGCUAGUAUUCCGACAUUGGUUGUGCACCACCCUGGCGGCGAGAAGACCAUCAUCCGGCAAUCCAUGACGAUUCUAGAGUAUUUCGACGAGCGAUUCCCGGACCGAAGCCCUUUGCUGCCAUCUGUCUCUGCCUGGCAGGAUCGCAUCAAGGUCCGCGACCUGGUCAACAUUAUUGCGAUCGAUGUACAGCCACCCACAAACUCUCGCAUUGCUAAACGCGUCAGGGCCGUCCAGGAUAAUGUGCAGGAUCAGGUUGCAUUUGUCAGGCAGGCCUUUACGGAUGGAUUCGAGGCAUACGAAGCCUUGAUUUCUCCUUCAAGCAAGUAUUCUUUUGGCGAGCAAGUGACUAUGGCCGAUGUUGUGUUGGUCCCCGCGGUUGAUCAGGCAUUGAUGUACAAGAUGACCUUAGACUUUGUGCCCAAUGUCCAGAGGGUCUAUAACUCGCUGAAAGAAUUAGAGGCGUUCAAGGCUGGAGAUGGGAAAAACCAGGGCGAUACCCCGGAGCAGUUCCGGUCGACUACCCAGUGAAAUGAAGCCACUACGCGUGCGCGUGGCUCAGAUUUGACCUGUACUAUCAGCGCCUAUCGAGACACGUUUAUCUUUCAGGCCUUCAUGAAAAGUUGUAAAUAGCCGACAAUGAAAGAUGUUGAGCCAAGUGCAUAACCUACUCCUGACAGGUAGGAGCAACAGCCCGUGUUCAUUCGGGCGCGAUUGGCGCGGCGGACGAAAUGUGACCUAUCCAUGUCAACGUGCCAGAAUGCAUGGUUGUCACUGCUUGGCAUGUGCACCUCAAAGUAAGAGCCCCUCCUACCAAGCACAUGGACCUGUGGGCCUGCAUUUACAUAUCGGGAGCAGACUAGUACCUGGUUCCUUGGGUCUGAAUUGUGGCAGGAUUUGCUGCUUGGCACGUAAGAUAGAACCGGUUAUCCUAGGAAGGUGAUCUGAUUUGCUCUA